AUGGCUCUGGGUCCCGAGGGCUUGGCGCUGGAGUCCGGCGAGGCUUUCCUGGGCAGCUUUGUGGCCAGUGGGAUGGGGCCCUCCACCUCAGCCCAUGGCAGCCCGGUGCCCUUGCCCCCUGAUCUCUCCUUCCGCUCCCCCACCCCCAGCAACCUGCCCAUGGUGCAGCUAUGGGCCGCCCACGCCCACGAAGGCUUCUCCCACCUGCCCAGCGGGCUGUACCCAUCCUACCUCCACCUGAACCACCUGGAGCCCCCCAGCAGCGGGAGCCCCCUCCUCAGCCAGCUGGGCCAGCCCAGCAUUUUCGAUACCCAGAAAGGUCAGGGGGCAGGGGUGGACGGCUUCUACCUGCCCGCCCCCGGGGCACCAGGAGCUCUGCACUCCCACGCGCCCUCCUCCAGGACCCCAGGAGGAGCCUCCUCGGGCACCCAGGCCAAAGGAUCGUCAUCGCGGGAAGGAGCCGCCAAGGAACGCGCGGCGCGCGGCGGGGAGCCGCCUCCGCUGUUCGGCAAGAAGGACCCCCGAGCCCGCGAGGAGCCCUUUGAGCUGGGCAACUUUGCCACCACACAGAUGGCGGUGCUGGCUGCGCAGCACCACCAGGCCAGCCGCGCCGAGGAGGAGGCCGCGGCUGCCGCCGCCUCCAAGAAGGCGUACCUGGACCCCGGAGGCGCGGUGCCCCGCGCAGGGGCUUGCGGACGGCCGAGCGCGGACAUGCACCCCGUGGCCCAUGGCCCCGGAGAGGCUUCGGCCAUGCAGAGCCUCAUCAAGUACAGUGGCAGUUUCCCCCGCGAGGCCGUGGCCGUGCGCCCUGGCGGCUGUGGCAAGAAGAGCCCUUUUGGAGGACUGGGCACCAUGAAGCCGGAGCCAGCGCCGACCACGGGAGGAGCCCCGCGCGCGCAGGGCCGUCUCCAGCACCCCGGAGGCCCUGCAGGGGGCAGCGGGCGGCAGCUGAAGCGGGACCCCGAGAGGCCCGAGAGCGCCAAGGCCUUCGGACGUGAGGGCUCUGGAACGCAGGGCGAGGCCGAGGUGCGGCAUCCACCCGUGGGCAUCGCCGUGGCGGUGGCCCGGCAAAAGGACAGUGGAGGGAGUGGCCGACUAGGGCCUGGUCUGGGGGACCAGGAGCGCACCCUGUCCCUGAGCAGCGUUAAAGGGCACGGGCGUGCGGAGGAGGGCUGUGCUGAUGAGCGUGGCCGGCACCGGGAGGAGCGACUGCUGGACGGACGGCUGGACCGGGACCAGGAGAAGCUGCUCAGAGAAAGCAAGGAGCUGGCAGACUUGGCCCGCCUUCACCCCACCAGCUGUGCAGCCAGCGGCCUGAACCCCAACCUCAUGGUAACCGGGGGCCCAGCGCUGUCGGGCUCCGGCCGCUGGUCUGCUGACCCCGCGACCCACCUGGCCACGCACCCCUGGUUACCCCGCUCGAGCAGCACGUCCAUGUGGCUUGCUGGACAUCCCUACGGCUUGGGUCCCCCUUCUCUGCACCAGGGCAUGGCGCCUGCCUUCGCCCCCGGCCUGGGGGGCUCUCUGCCUUCGGCCUACCAGUUUGUCAGGGACCCCCAGUCCGGCCAGUUGGUGGUCAUCCCCAGUGAUCACCUGCCGCAUUUUGCGGAGCUCAUGGAGCGGGCGGCCGGGCCCCCGCUCUGGCCGGCCCUGUACCCGCCGGGCCGCAGCCCCCUGCACCACGCGCAGCAGCUGCAGCUCUUCUCCCAGCAGCACUUCCUGCGCCAGCAGGAGUUCCUGUACCUACAGCAGCAGGCUGCGCAGGCCCUGGAGUUGCAGAGGAGCGCCCAGCUGGUGCAGGAACGGCUGAAGGCCCAGGAGCACCGCGUGGAGAUGGAGGAGAAAGUGGGCAGGAGGGGCCUGGAGGCAGCAGGCAAGGCUGGCCUGGCCACUGCGGGCCCCGGGCUGUUGCCGCGGAAGCCCCCCGGCCCCUCGGGCGGCUACGGCAAGACCAUGAGCCCACCGCCACCCCUGUCUCCCCGUGCUUCCCCCGUGGCUGCCCUGAAGGCCAAGGUCAUUCAGAAGCUGGAAGAUGUGUCUAAGCCACCGAGCUACGCCUACCCUGCCACCCCCAGCUCCCACCCCAGCAGCCCGCCGCCUGCCUCCCCGCCCCCCGCCCCUGGCAUCACCCGCAAGGAGGAGGCUCCUGAGAAUGUCGUGGAGAAGAAGGACCUGGAGCUGGAGAAGGCAGCCCCCAGCCCCUUCCAGGCCUUGUUCUCAGACAUCCCGCCCAGAUACCCGUUUCAAGCCCUACCACCCCACUAUGGAAGGCCGUACCCGUUCCUGCUACAGCCCACGGCGGCUGCCGACGCCGACGGCCUGGCCCCCGACGUGCCACUCCCAGCUGACGGACCUGAACACCUGGCACUCUCGCCCGAGGAUAAACCCAUGCGCCUGGCCCCCUCCAAGAUCCCUGAGCCGCUGCGAGGGCCCCCAGAGGAAGAGCCGUUGGUGGAGCGGGAAGUGAAGGCAGAGAUGGAAGACCUGGACGAGAGCCCCUCGGAGCUGCCCCCGCUGGGGUCGCCGCUGACGCUGCCUGCUGCAGAGGCCCUGCCGGCCCCCAGCCCCGAGGUCGGCUGCGUAGCUGGUCUCCUGGAGGCCCAGGCGCUGAGCGCUGGGGGGCCGGGGUGCACGGAGCCCUCGGAAUGCCCGGGCUUUGCGGAGAAGGCUGAAACUGGGGUCGAGUCACCAGGCCGGACAGAACUGUGUGCGGCCACCCCAGACCUUGGGGGGCGGCUGACGCCCGAGACGUUGGUGGAGGCCAAGGAGGAACCUGUGGAGGUGCCUGUCGACAUGCCUCUGGGGGAGGCCGUGCCCGAGGAAGGCCUGUCCCCUGCGGCUCCCAGCGAGCCCCGGCCCAGCCUGGAAUUGCAUGAGUGUGACGAGCCCGCUGGGGACAAAGAGUGCCUGGGCCUUGAAGCCCCGAAGGCUGUGCCUGUGCCUGGCAGCUCCUGCUACUUGGAGGAGGCGGCGGGCUCUGAGCAGUUGCUGCCUGGCCUGGAGGACCCACUGGCCGGCAUGAACGCCCUGGCGGCCGCAGCAGAGCUGCCCCAGGCCAGGCCCCUGCCGUCCCCGGGCACCGUGCCACCGGCCCUGCAGAAGCUGGGGGCAGCCCCGAGCCUCGUCUUGGAGCAGAGUUUCCUGCAUGGCAUCACUCUGCUGAGCGAGAUCGCAGAGCUAGAGCUGGAAAAGCGGAACCAGGAGGUGGGAGGUUCCGAGCGGGGCAUGGUGGCGCGGCCCUCGCUGGAGAGCCUGCUGGCGGCCAGCAGCCACAUGCUACAGGAGGCGUUGGACAGCCCCUUUGUGGACCCACUCAAGAGCCUGAGGCUGCCCCGCGAGCUGAACCCCAACAAGAAGUACAGCUGGAUGCAGAAGAAGGAGGAGCGGAUGUACGCCAUGAAGUCCUCCCUGGAGGGCAUGGACUCCAUGGAGCUGGACUUCCGCAUGCGGCUGGCCGAGGUGCAGCGGCAGUACAAGGAGAAGCAGCGGGAGUUGGUGAAGCUGCAGCGGCGCCGGGACCCCGAGGACAGGCGCGAGGACCCCCAUAGAAGCUUGGCACGCAGAGGCCCUGGCAGGCCGAGGAAACGGACCCACGCCCUGAGCGCCCUGUCGCCCCCCCGCAAGAGAGGGAAGAGCCGCGACAGUAGCGGAAAGCUGAGCAGCAAGGCCCUGCUGACAUCUGAUGACUUUGAGCUGGGAGCUGGGGUAAGGAAGAGGCACAAGGGGGCCGAAGAGGACCACGAUGCCCUCAUUGGAGUUGGGAAAGCGAGGGGCAGGAACCAGACUUGGGACGAGCAUGAGACCUCCUCCGACUUCAUGAGCCAGCUGAAGAUUAAGAAGAAGAAGAUGGCCAGCGACCAGGAGCAACUGGCCAGCAAGCUAGACAAGGCCCUCUCCCUCACCAAGCAAGACAAGUUGAAGUCGACCUUCAAGUUCUCGGACAGUGCUGGGGGGAAAUCGAAAACUAGCGUGGGCUGUAGCAGGUAUUUGACUCCUUACGACAGCCUGCUGAGCAAGGACAGGAAAGCCCUGGCCAAAGGCCUCGGUCUGUCUCUGAAAGCCUCCAGGGAAGGUAAACACAAGAGGUCGGCCAAAGCCAGGAAGAUGGAGGCGGGGUUCAAGGCCAGAGGCGCGCCCAAGUCUGGCCACUCCCCGUUCACCUCGGAAGUGAGCAGUUACUCCUACAAUACCGACUCUGAGGAAGAGGAGGAAUUCCUGAAGGACGAGUGGUCCGGCCAAGGCCCCUCCAGCUCUAAACUGCCAUCUUCCAUUCUGUGUGGCAUGGUGGCCAAGAACAGCAAGCCAGCUGGAGGCCCCAGGCUGGCCAAGCGGGGCCUGGUGACCACCCGGACUCUCAAACCCAAGCCGGCCGCCAGCAGGAAGCAGCCAUUUUGUUUGCUCCUGCGAGAGGCUGACGCGCGCUCUUCCUUCAGUGACUCUUCUGAGGACUCGUUUGACCAAGAUGAGAGCUCCGAGGAGGAAGACGAGGGGCUUGAGGAGGAGGAGGAGGAGGAGGCCGAGGCCGGUGGCGGCUAUAGGCUGGGGACCCGGGAGCGGGCCCUGUCGCCAGGCCUGGAGGAGAGCGGGCUGGGCCUGCUGGCACGCUUCGCAGCCAGUGCCCUGCCCAGCCCCACUGUGGGGCCGGCCCUGUCGGUGGUGCAGCUGGAGGCCAAGCAGAAGGCCCGGAAGAAGGAGGAGCGGCAGAGUCUGAUGGGCACAGAGUUCGAAUACACCGACUCCGAGAGCGAGGUCAAGGUGCGGAAGCGCUCGCCGCCCAAGAAGAAGGGGAAGGAGACAGGGUCGACAGCCGCCCUGCCACCGCCCCGCACGCCCGCCCUGCCUUCUGAGGCCCGCGCCCCCCACACCAGCUCCCUGGCCACCACCAAGAGAAGCAAAGCCAAGGCCAAGGGGAAAGAGGUGAAAAAAGAGAACCGUGGGAAGGGGGGAGCCGUGAGCAAGCUCAUGGAGAGCAUGGCUGCCGAGGAGGACUUUGAGCCCAACCAGGACUCGAGCUUCUCGGAAGACGAGCACCUGCCACGUGGCGGGGCCCUGGAGCGGCCACUGACGCCAGCCCCUCGCUCCUGUGUCAUCGACAAGGACGAGCUCAGGGACGGGCUACGCGUGCUCAUCCCCAUGGACGACAAGCUGCUGUACGCCGGACACGUGCAGACUGUGCACUCACCGGACAUAUACCGUGUGGUGGUAGAAGGGGAGCGUGGGAACAGACCCCACAUCUACUGCCUGGAGCAGCUGCUGCAGGAGGCGAUCAUUGACGUGAGGCCGGCCUCCACACGCUUCCUGCCCCAGGGGACCAGGAUCGCUGCAUACUGGAGUCAGCAGUACCGGUGCCUCUACCCAGGCACUGUGGUCCGAGGGUUACUGGACCUCGAGGACGACGGGGACCUCAUCACCGUGGAGUUCGAUGAUGGGGACACUGGGAGGAUCCCCCUGUCACACAUCCGCCUCCUGCCUCCCGACUACAAGAUCCAGUGUGCGGAGCCGUCCCCGGCCCUCCUGGUGCCGAGUGCCAAGCGCCGCGUCCGAAAAACCAGCAAAGACAUUGGGGAAGGCAGAGACGGCGGCACGGCAGGGGCGGAGGAGCCCGGAGCAAAAGCCAGAGGCCGUGGCCGGAAGCCCAGCGCCAAGGCCAAGGGUGACCAAGCUGCUGUCCUGGAGGAGGGGCCCCCCACAGAUGAGGUCCCUAGCACUCCCUUGGCCCUGGAGCCCAUCAGCACCCCAAAUUCCAAGAAGAGCCCCCCGGAGCCCAUGGAGAAGCGGCCCAAAGCCCCCAAGGCCCGCCCGUCACCUCCCCAGCCCAGCCCCGUGCCCCCCAGCUUUGCCACCUGCCCAGCGCCGGAGCCCUUUGGGGAGGUGCCUGCGCCCCCCGCAGCCGUGGUCCCGGCGCCGCUCGCGGCCAUGCCCCUCACCAUGCCCGCCACCCGCCCCAAACCCAAGAAGGCCCGGGCAGCCGAGGAGCCGGGCGCCAAGGGCCCGAGGAGGCCCGGGGAGGAGGCGGAGCUGCUCGUCAAACUGGACCACGAGGGCGUGAUGUCGCCCAAGAGCAAGAAGGCCAAGGAGGCCCUGCUGCUUCGCGAGGACGCGGCCGUCGGGGGCUGGCAGGAGCCCAAGGGCCUUCCGGGGCUGGGCGCCUUCCCCCCGGCCGCGGGUGGCGGCGGCGAGCCCAAGCCCGGGCGACCCAAGGCCCUGGACAGCGAGCUGCCCCCAGAGCCCGGGCCGGGGCUGCAGUUUGAGGACUCCAGGGGCCCCGAGAGCCCGGACAAGGGCCAGGCCGAGCAGGACGGGGCCGAGGAGUCGGAGAGCAGCGGCAGCAGCAGCGGGGACAGCAGCGGCAGCAGUAGCUCGGAGACGGAGGGAGAGGAGGAGGGCGGCGGGAAGGCGGAGGAAGGCCGGGCCUGCAGCGCCUCCAGCUCCAGGGCGUCCUCGUCCUCGUCCUCCUCCUCCUCCUCCUCCUCCUCCUCCUCCUCCUCCUCCUCGUCCUCCUCCUCCUCAUCCUCCUCCUCCUCGUCCUCCUCCUCCACCACCGACGAGGACUCCUCCUGCAGCUCGGAUGACGAGGCCCCGCCGGCCCCCGCGGCCGCCCCCUCCGCCCAGCCCGCCCUCCCCACCAAGGCCUCCAAGCCGGGGGGCAAGGCACGGGCCUCCGUGCACUCCCCCAGCAAGAAGGCGCCGGCCCCCCAGCCGCCACCGCCGCCGCCACCACAGCCCCCGCAGCCCAAGGCCCAGGCCAGCGCCGGGGCCAAGAGCCGGCCCAAAAAGAGGGAGGGCGUCCACCUGCCUACCACCAAGGAGCUGGCCAAGCGGCAGCGGCUGCCGUCCGUGGAGAACCGGCCCAAGAUCGCCGCCUUCCUGCCGGCCCGGCAGCUCUGGAAGUGGUUCGGCAAGCCCACACAGCGGCGUGGCAUGAAGGGCAAGGCCCGUAAGCUGUUCUACAAGGCCAUCGUGCGCGGGAAGGAGAUGAUCCGCAUCGGAGACUGCGCCGUCUUCCUGUCGGCCGGCCGCCCCAACCUGCCCUACAUCGGCCGCAUCCAGAGCAUGUGGGAGUCCUGGGGCAACAACAUGGUGGUGCGCGUCAAGUGGUUCUACCACCCCGAGGAGACCAGCCCGGGCAAGCAGUUCCACGAGGGCCAGCCCUGGGACCAGAAGUCAGGCAGGAGCCUCCCCGCCGCCCUGCAGGCCUCCAGCCAGAGGAAGGACUUCAUGGAGCGCGCCCUGUACCAGUCGUCGCACGUGGAUGAGAACGACGUGCAGACAGUGUCCCACAAGUGCCUGGUGGUGGGCCUGGAGCAGUACGAGCAGAUGCUUAGGACCAAGAAGUACCAGGACAGCGAGGGUCUGUACUACCUCGCGGGCACCUACGAGCCCACCACGGGCAUGAUCUUCUCCACCGACGGCGUGCCCGUGCUCUGCUGA
This is a messenger RNA of Orycteropus afer afer, 7431 nucleotides long. Lineage: Eukaryota; Metazoa; Chordata; Mammalia; Tubulidentata; Orycteropodidae. The record is from RefSeq and is a predicted model, not a curated record.